AUGGAAAGACUGACAACUAGGGGACCCCCUGACCAUCCUCACCAGGGGGAGGCCUCUGCCUGCUGGAGGCUCACUGUGAGGGUCCUGGAGGCACGGAACCUGGGCUGGACUGACUUGUUGAGUGAGGCAGACCCCUAUGUGACCCUAGAGCUGCCAACUGUCCCUGGAACAAAGUUCAAGACCAAAACAAUCACCAACUCCUGUCAUCCUGUAUGGAAUGAGACCUUCAGUUUCCUAAUCCAGAAUCAGGUCAAGAAUGUUCUGGAGCUAAAUGUCUAUGAUGAGGACUCAGUCACGGAGGACGAUGCCUGCUUCAAGGUUCUCUAUGACAUCUCAGAAGUCCUCCCAGGCCAGCUGCUCCGGAAGACCUUCUCCCUGCGUCCCCAGGGACAGGAGGAGCUGGACGUGGAGUUCAAGCUGGAAAAAACGUCGGACUCUCCAGAAAACCUCAUCACCAACAACGUCCUUGUGGCCCGAGAGCUGUCCUGCCUGGAUGUCUGUCUGGACCGUGCUGGGAGCACCACCACGGUCACGGACCAGGACAAGCUGGAGCUGGAGCUGGUGCUAAAGGGGUCCUAUGAAGACACGCAGACAUCGGUGCUGGGUCCAGCCUCUGCCUUCCGCUUCCAUUACAUGGCAGCCCAGGAGGGAAAACUGAGUGCUCGUGUGAGGAGCUCUUCAAGUAACAGCUGGAGUUCAGACGAGUCAGCUGGGCAUCUCACUGUGCCCCUGAGGUCCUUGGCCGUAGGAAAGGAGGUGACCUUUCACGUUCCUACUACAAAUACCUCAGGAGUGAGGCUGCAGCUCAAGACUGAGAGCUGCCCUAAGGAGCUGGAUGUGCACCUGGGCUUCGAUCUGUGUGCAGAGGAGAAAGCCUUCCUGAGCAGGAGGAAGCAGGUGGUGGCCAAGGCUCUCAAGCAUAUCCUGCAGCUGGACAGAGACCUACAGGAAGAUGAGGUCCCCAUUGUGGGCAUUAUGGCCACAGGAGGAGGUGCUCGGGCCAUGACCGCUCUCUACGGCCACCUGUUGGCCCUGCAGAAGCUGGGCCUCCUGGACUGUGUCACCUACAUCAGUGGCAUCUCGGGUUCUACAUGGACAAUGGCCCACCUCUACGGGGACCCCGAGUGGUCACAGAAGGACCUUGAAGGACCCAUCAAAUAUGCCAGGGAGCACCUGGUCAAGAGCAAGAUGGAGGUCUUCUCUCCGGAGCGCCUAACGAGCUACCACCAGGAGCUGGAGCUGCGGGCGCAGCAAGGCUACCCCACGACUUUUGUGGACCUGUGGGCUCUCGUGCUGGAGUCCAUGCUGCACAACCAGGUGAUGGACCAGAAGCUGUCGGAACAGAAAACAGGACUGGAGCAGGGCCAGAACCCUCUGCCCCUCUACUUGAGCCUCAAUGUCAAAGAGAACAAUCUGGAGACCUUCGACUUCAAGGAGUGGGUGGAGUUUUCCCCCUAUGAAGUUGGGUUCCUGAAGUAUGGAGCCUUUGUCCCCAGUGAACUCUUCGGCUCCAAGUUCUUCAUGGGGCAGCUGAUGAGGAAGCUCCCUGAGUCCCGGAUCUGCUUUCUGGAAGGUAUCUGGAGCAAUAUUUUGUCCCUGAACUUGCUGGAUGUCUGGUAUGACCUCCUCAGCUCUGAGGACACCCGGAAGCAGCACCUCAAGGACAAGAUCAGGAACCUGGAGGAGUCUCCUGCCUCCUUGAAGACCUCCUCGUGGCUGGAGGCCUCAUGGCUGCAACCCGGGACGGCACUGGCCAAGGCGUUUAAGGGCUUACUGACGGGCAGGCCUUUCCACCAGCACAGCUGCAACUUCCUCCGGGGCCUCCAGCUGCACCAGAACUACUAUAGCCAGAAAGACUUCUCCACCUGGGCAGACUGCCCGCUAGACUCCACUGCUAGCCAGCUAACCCCUCAGGAGCCCCAGCUCUGCCUGGUAGAUGCCGGCUACUUCCUCAACACCAGCUGUCCCUCCAUGUUCCGGCCAGGCCGCAGGCUGGACCUCAUUCUCUCCUUCGACUACUCCCUACCCUCGUCCUUUGAGGCACUGCAGCAGACUGAGGUGUACUGCAGGGCCCGGGGACUGCCAUUCCCUCGGGUGGAGCCCAGCUCUCAGGACCAACACCAGCCACCAGAGUGCCACCUCUUCUCAGACCCCUCCUGCCCUGAUGCCCCGCUCCUGCUGCACUUCCCUCUGGUCAACGCCUCCUUCAGGGACCACUCAGCCCCUGGUGUCCAGCGCAGCCCUGCAGAGCUCCCAGUGGGCCAGGUGGAUCUCACUGGGACCAACUCGCCCUACUCCCUGUUCAACAUGACCUACAAGGAGGAAGACUUUGAUCGCCUGCUGCAACUUAGUGACUAUAACGUGCGGAACAGCCAGGGUGCCAUUUUGCAGGCCUUGAGGACUGCCAUGAAGCACCGAGCCCUGGGGGCCAGGCCUCGAGCAGCGCAGAAUUGAGGCGGCUCAGGGACCCCAACUCUCUGACGACCCUCCAGGGCCUGGGGGUUUAACCCAAGCACUGCUGGGUAGGACCACCGCUCUCGCUGGGCUGUCCACCCCUGGGCUGCCUCUGCAGCAGUUCUCUCGGCCCAGAAGGG
Messenger RNA from Mustela lutreola (European mink), 2594 nucleotides. RefSeq names its product phospholipase A2 group IVD (gene PLA2G4D). NCBI's taxonomy places the organism in Eukaryota, Metazoa, Chordata, Mammalia, Carnivora, Mustelidae. The record is from RefSeq and is a predicted model, not a curated record. Bases 1 to 2454 code for a protein of 817 amino acids. Gene Ontology annotation, cellular component: cytosol. Gene Ontology annotation, molecular function: calcium-dependent phospholipid binding; calcium ion binding. The transcript has 20 exons. Gene Ontology annotation, biological process: glycerophospholipid catabolic process.